Molecule: messenger RNA, 1900 nt
Organism: Nyctereutes procyonoides (raccoon dog)
Lineage: Eukaryota; Metazoa; Chordata; Mammalia; Carnivora; Canidae
Gene: DRG2
Product: developmentally regulated GTP binding protein 2
Exons: 13
Coding region: 115-1209 (364 amino acids)
Biological process (GO): cytoplasmic translation
Cellular component (GO): cytoplasm
Molecular function (GO): GTPase activity; GTP binding
Source: RefSeq, a predicted model, not a curated record
CGAGGACGCUGUUCUCCGUGGGCUUCCGGGCGCACGCAGCUCCGCCGCCGCCGAGAAGGCGGAAUUCCCGGUGUCGCUGCUGCGUCUGUCCGUGCGCCGGGCUCCGCCGCCACCAUGGGGAUCCUGGAGAAGAUCUCCGAGAUCGAGAAGGAGAUCGCUAGGACGCAGAAGAACAAGGCCACUGAGUAUCAUCUGGGCCUCCUGAAAGCAAAACUCGCCAAGUAUCGGGCGCAGCUUCUAGAACCAUCCAAAUCAGCCUCAUCCAAAGGAGAGGGUUUCGAUGUCAUGAAGUCGGGUGACGCCCGUGUGGCACUGAUUGGAUUUCCCUCUGUGGGUAAGUCCACCUUCUUGAGUCUAAUGACCUCCACAGCCAGCGAAGCCGCGUCCUAUGAAUUCACAACCCUGACGUGUAUCCCUGGGGUCAUUGAAUAUAAAGGAGCCAAUAUCCAGCUCCUGGACCUUCCUGGGAUCAUUGAAGGUGCAGCACAAGGGAAAGGCCGUGGCCGGCAGGUGAUUGCUGUGGCGCGCACGGCUGACGUCGUCAUCAUGAUGCUGGAUGCCACCAAGGGAGAAGUGCAGAGGUCUCUGCUGGAGAAGGAACUGGAAUCUGUAGGCAUCCGCCUGAACAAACACAAGCCCAACAUCUACUUCAAGCCCAAGAAAGGUGGUGGCAUCUCCUUUAACUCAACAGUCACACUGACCCAGUGCUCAGAAAAGCUGGUGCAGCUGAUUUUGCACGAGUACAAGAUCUUCAACGCGGAGGUGCUGUUCCGAGAAGACUGCUCCCCGGACGAAUUCAUCGAUGUGAUUGUAGGCAACCGGGUGUACAUGCCCUGCUUAUAUGUUUAUAACAAAAUCGACCAGAUCUCAAUGGAAGAAGUGGAUCGCCUGGCCCGGAAGCCCAACAGCGUGGUCAUCAGCUGCGGCAUGAAGCUGAACCUGGACUACUUGCUUGAGAUGCUUUGGGAGUACUUGGCCCUGACCUGCAUCUACACUAAGAAGAGAGGACAGAGGCCAGACUUCACAGAUGCCAUCAUCCUCCGGAAGGGGGCCUCCGUGGAGCAUGUGUGCCACCGCAUCCACCGGUCGCUUGCCAGCCAGUUCAAGUACGCACUGGUGUGGGGCACCAGCACCAAGUACAGCCCGCAGCGGGUGGGCCUGACCCAUACCAUGGAACAUGAGGAUGUCAUCCAGAUUGUCAAGAAGUAGUGCCUCCUGCUGGGCCCCCUGCCUGCCCACCCUGUGUCCCCGGGAGUCGGACCCAGCCGGACACACCAAAGCCCAAACAGGAAAUACAUACAAAUACAUACACCCCAGGAAGGGGUCUCUCAAGUCUCUGCUGUUUCUGGAAGUUUCUUCAGUAGGCAGAUGAUGAAGAAUGUAUUGGGGCAGAGGGACAUGGUUGGGGGACUUUGGCCAGUCUGGUGGCAUUUCCCAUGAGACUGGCCUCUCAGAUGGGGGUUCUGUGUUUAGAACCCUGGGCCUGUGCCCUACCCUGUAGCCAGAGCCUAAUGCAGACGGCUUGCUCAGUGCUGGGCUAGGAGCCGAGCCUGUCCGGGGCCCUGGAAGCUGUGGUUUCUGUUGGGACACCUUGUGCCUUCAGUGCCUGCCGGCCUCUCUGGCAGUCAGGGAGGGGCCCUCCUGGGAUAGACCCUCUGCCCUGCCCCAGGGCUGCUCCAUGGUGGCUGUAAGCCCCAGCUCAUGCCCUCCUUAGCCCCAGGAGUCCUGAAGUCCUGCCCUCCCAGGGCAGCCCCUGCCCAACGCAGACCCCAGGACCCAGGGCCCACACGGACACCUGGAGUGGAGGCUUUGGUGUUUGGUUUCUGUACGUUUUUUUGAAGCCCCUGGUCUCGGCUCUCCUUUCAAAAUAAAGAGUGAAAACAAUUCUUGUUCAGACUGA